AUGAGCUACCCAGGAUAUCCUCCAAACAACCAGGUGAGUUAUUUUCCUAAUUUUUAAUAGUUUCAAAUUAGUAUCAUUUAAUCGUGAUUUUAAAUAUUCAAUGUAACCACAUUAUAUUAAUCAACAAGUAGUUAUAAUAUAAAACGCGGGAUUGAUAUAUCGAAAUUUUACCUUUAAUUGUUUAAUAAUAUUAACUUUGAUAGUUUGAUCCCUUUUCAAUGUAUGAUAACACUAUAUUAUUUUAAUUCAAAUGAACAAUUAACUUUACAAUUUCACUGCGUGUAAAUAUUUAUUAUAUAUUUGUAAUUUAAUACCUGCCCAAUGAUAGGUUUUUUUUUUUAUGCUGAGUAUAACUGUGAUUCAUUAUGUGAUCAAUUUACUUAACUAUCUAAUCUUUUUUCAAGAAUUUGUUAAAAAAUUUUUUAGUAUUCAUUUAAUUUAACUUUCAAAAAAUUAAUCUACCUUUUAUAAAAUAUGAAACAUUGGUACAUGUUGUAGAUUAUUUAUACAUUUUCAUACUUAAUAUUAUAAUAUUACUUAUUUUCCACUAUUAGAUAGCUUGUUCGCUAACACUGCAGAUUAUCAUAAUUAACAAUAAGUAGAUAUUAUAAUAGCUAUUAUCUACAAUAUUGGUAGUAUAUUGUGUGCAUUAUAACGAUGCAAUUUCGACUUUUUAUUUUUAAAAUUAUGUGUUUUACUCGUGAAAUAAUCUAGGAUGGAAAAUAUGCUCACAUAAAUUUAUACUAUAGGCAUCAUAUUAAAUUAUGUUCGUCUUCAUUAUAAUAGUGUAGUUUCUAGAUAACCUAAUAUUAUACAAUUUAAAUUUUGAGUGGAAUAUAAAUACAUAGUAUUAAUUUUAAAAUGUUACGAAUUGUAUCUAUUAAUGCUGGCCUAUGUUAUAAACUGAUAUAAAAGAAAGAAAUGUAAAAAUAUGGGUAGUACAAGCGCGCAAUUAAUGUAAGAUGUUUUUACAUGAUAAAUUUUUAAUUUACGUUGUUUGCGUUUGGCUUUCGUUUGCAUUUAAUUUUUAAAGCAUAUACUUUCUGUACAAAAUGGAGCAUACAAUAUUAGAUAUAAAUAGAAAUUUCACCAAAUAUAGGUACUUAUUGUGCAUUAUAAUAUGUCCUGGCUAGGUUAGGUUAACGACAGUAUUAAAAUAUGUUUGACUAUUGUCAUAUAUUAUUUUAUAUUAUAAUCUAUAUAUUCACAAGUUAUACAUUGGGUACCUAUUUUUUGUUUUUUUCUAUCUAUUUGUGUCCAAAAACUACAUAAAAUAAUCUGAUAUUACAUUAGUCACAUUAAAAAAAAAUAUAUAUUUUUACUAUAAUUAUAUCUAAUUAUGGUAUAAUAUGUAAGUAUUAGGUAAAUAGGUCAUAAAUAAUAUUCCAAUUAUCUUGGAAUAUAUUUAUUUAAUUUUUUUUAAUAUUUUUAAUGUAGAAAAGUAUUCCAACCCAUUCCAAAAACUUUCACAAAUAUUGUGUGAUUAUAUUUUUUAGGAAAGUAAAUCAUAUUUAAAAUAAAUAUGAAUAUUUAAAUAUUUUUUUUUAGGUAGGUAAUUUAGAUAAUUAAUAAAAAGCAGAUAAACUAUUUGUUAUCUUUUUCUUUUGAUAGGGAUAUUCUGGUCAACCAGGAAUGCAACAGCCUGGCUUUCAACCACCUUAUCCACAAUAUCCAGGUGGUAAUGUAGGUCAAUCAACAGGUUUCCCAAUGCCGAGUGCGUAUCCACCGGGUCAACCUAACUACCCUCAACAAAGUCCGUAUCCCCAAGUAGGUCAAUAUCCUCCUAAACAACCUGGUCAGUUUCCACCUCAGUCUGAUGCAUAUGCUCCAAAUCCGUCCAUAUAUCCUACACCAAAUCCGGUACCUGGACAGUAUCCUCCAUCACAAGCUGCAUCAUAUCCAAAUGUCCAACCGCCAUCCAGUUAUCCACCACAAUCUGCAUACCCAUCACAAUCUGCAUACCCAUCACAAUCUGCAUACCCAUCACAAUCUGCAUACCCAUCACAAUCUGCAUACCCUCCACAAUCUGUAUACCCACCACAAUCUGCAUACCCAAUUCAACAAACGUCUUCAGUUUAUCCAAAUAUGACAACUGGUGGUUAUGGAGGUGGUUCUCAAGUUCCACCACAAGCAGCUUAUCCGCCCAUUAACACUCCUGCCCAUUAUCAACCAUUGAGCAACUCAUCUGCUCAGAAGAAGGUGAGAUUUCAUUAAUUUCUAUUAUGAAUAGGUAUGCACAGAGGUGCAUAUUGUUCAUAUUAUUUGUUUUAUUUGUAUUAUUUUUUUUACUCUUAUUUCAUAUAUAUUUUAUUUAUUUUACCCAUUGUUAUAUUUGUUAUUAUUAGAACUAAAAUUAAUUUCACUGUGUUGUAUUUAAAAAUAUUUUAAUUUUUCACAAUUUUAGUGGGCAUCUUUAUUCUAAUUUCUAUUAAAAUUUAACAAUAUCUAGAGAAUUGUAGCAAAAAAUUACACGGUAUAUUAUGCAAAUAUAUAUAUAAAUAAUUUUUUUACAUAAUUUAGUGUAUUUAUUAUUUAGUAAAUAUUUAUUUCAAAAUCAAAAUAUCUUAUUAUUAUUUUUUUUUUGAACAUACAUAUUUGUAUGUUUUCUUAAUAUGAACAUUUUUGCAGCCUUCCUUGAGAUUUUUGAAUUUAAAUAUAUUUUCUUAGAUGGUUAGUUGUAUCACUUACUUAAUUACUUAAUCACUUUUAAAUACUUACUAUAAUAAUUUAAAUUUAAACUUAUUUUAUAUUUUAUAACUAUUAGGCAAAAAUUAAAAAAAAAAAAUAUUGAUAAACAUAAGCCAUAAAUAUAUGGUACUAAUUUUAUAUAUAAAAAAUAAAACAACAGCAAUAAAACAUUUUAAUCUAAUGAACUUAGCUCAUUAAAUAAAUAACUAUUAUUUUUAUUAACAUAAUAAGUCAAUUUGGUUAAUUCUGAUAACAAUAAUUAUUUAUUCUCUUUUUAUCUUAAUAUUUAUAUAUCAUGCAAAAUUUUUUUAAUUAACAAUGAUGUUGAUAACUUCAAAAGGAAAACUAGUUAUUUUGCCUAUAUAUCCACUCCUUAUAUAAUACAUUUUUGAGCUUUUUCAUAUAAAUAAAACUUAUUUUUUUUUAUAAGGGUUAAAUAUAUUAUUAGAAGAAAAGAGAAAUGGUAUGAAAUAUGCUAUUAAAAAAAAAAAUGUAUGUGUUUUUCAUAUUACAAAAAUAUUUAUUUUCAUUUUAGUCUAAUCCAACACUACGUCCAGCAAAUCCAUUUGAUGCACAACGUGAUGCAGAAAUCUUGCGUAAGGCUAUGAAAGGAUUUGGAACAGAUGAAAAAGCAAUCAUACAGGUCUUGGCUCACAGAGUUAAUUCUCAACGACAGCAAAUUGCUAUUCAAUUUAAGACUAUGUAUGGCAAAGUAAGUGGUUUGAACAAUAUACAUAGUAUUUAUUACAAAAAUGUUGUUAUUGAAUAUAAUUUUUUUACUAAAAUAAUAUUAUGUUUUUUUAAUUAAAUGUUUUAUUAUGUUAAUAAGGAUUUAAUAGACAAUCUAAAAAGUGAAUUAAGUGGAAAGUUCGAGGACUUAAUUGUUGCACUCAUGACACCAACUUUUGAUUUUCUUGCCAAAGAAAUACGCCAUGCUGUUGUUGGUUUAGGAACUAACGAAGAGACAAUAAUUGAAAUUAUAUGCACAGCAACUAACGCUGAGAUCAGGAAUAUAAAAAUGGCAUACCACAAAUGUAGGUUACUUUGUUAUUUUAAAAACAUUUAUUUUUUGUUUCAUAAUUUCAUAUUGUAUUUAGUGUGUGGAAAUGAUUUGGAAAAAGAUCUUAUAGGAGAAACAUCAGGAAGUUUCCGCAGAUUGUUGGUGUCUCUUUGUCAGGUUUAUUAUAUUUUUUUUACAAAUAAUACUAUUUUUUAAUAAUAAAUUUAAUAUAGUUAUUAUUUAUAUAGGGAAGACGUGAUGAAAGCCCUCACAUUGAUGUUGCAUCUGCUCAAGUUGAUGCACAAAAGUUGUUACAAGCAGGUAAAUAGUAAAAUAGUUGCAAAAUACAUACAUUUAAAGUCUUUGUGUAGAAUUUAACUAAUGCAAUUUCAUAGGUGAACUUCAAUUUGGUACUGAUGAAUCUACAUUCAACAUGAUUUUAUGUAGCCGUAGUUACUCUCAAUUGCAACAGGUAUUUUUAGAAUAUCAUCGUCUAAAUGGACGAGAUUUUGAAGAUGUUAUCAAAAGUGAAUUCAGUGGAGACAUUGAAAAUGGACUGCGAGCAAUUGGUAUGAAUUUAUAAAUAUGCUAAUGACAUUUUUUUAUUUUAUUUUAUUAACAUAUAUUGUUUUAUAUUUUUCUAGUGAAAACUGUAAGGGACAAAAGUUCUUUCUUUGCUAAACGUUUACACGACAGUAUGUCUGGAUUUGGCACUAAUGAUAGAGCUUUAAUUCGUAUGGUUGCCACUCGUUGUGAAAUAGAUAUGGUUGAUAUAAAAAAUGCUUAUAUGUCUAUGUAUGGAACAUCUUUGGAAGCUGAUAUUGCUGUAAGAAAUAUAUUUUAUUUUUAUAUCCACAUUAGUUAGGUAUCAGUUAUUACUAAUCAUAUAUUAAUUCCUGAAGUAAUUUACUUUUUUGAAUACUAAUAUAAAAAUAGGCAUGUUACGGGUAUUCAUUUGAUUUCUUAGUUACUAUUGAGUAAUGAGUUCUUUUAAAUAGUAUAUAAAAACCAUCUAUACGAGUUCAAGUACUGCGUGCAAAGGAUAACAACCCGUAGAUCGCAUUAAAAAAAAAAAAAAAACUGUUUCAAAAAAUUUGAAUUGUUAAAAAUGUUGUACUUGAAAUACAUUGUAUUGCCAACCACCAAAAAAUUUAUUAAAUAUCAUAUUUCUAUAAACUAUUUUGAAAUAUUUAUAGUAAGUUACAAGAGUAGUGGGUGAAAAGUAAUUUAACUGUUUCAGUUGAUUUAUGGAUUAAAUUGUUUUUAUUCUCAACUAAAUAUCCUAUUUUGGUUAUAUUAUAGCCUGGAAAUUAUUAUUAUUUAUGGUUUGACAUUUAUCUGUCAACAAUUAUUAUAAAAAAAAUUAAAUUUGUUUAUUGAAAUAUAGUAUAAUAUAUAGAUUGUUUUUAAAUCUAAUUUUAUUAAGAUACUAUUUAUGUUUCAGGAUGACACAUCGGGUGAUUACAAAAAAUGUCUUGUAGCUUUAGUUGUGGGCUAG
Messenger RNA from Cinara cedri, 5186 nucleotides. The record is from the annotation of a GenBank genome assembly. NCBI's taxonomy places the organism in Eukaryota, Metazoa, Arthropoda, Insecta, Hemiptera, Aphididae.